UAACGCUAUCUGGCUCACUGCUAGGACGACUAUCAAAAAAGGAUGGGUGGCGCAGAAUAAAUGAAUGAAGGCGAAUGAUUUUGGAAAAACUAGCAGCAGCAAUUGACAGAGAAGUUGCGCAGGCUACAUAGCCCAGGGCUAUCAUAAUAGCCUCGUAAACCGUUUUGCAUGGAGAUGCAUUCACGUCAACAGCAUCAUGAAGAAGGUGACAUAUGGCGUUUGUGUUGUGUCUACGUUCCUACAUUGUCUUAGAUAACACAGUGACACGGCGUUCACAGCAAGAUUUGUAGCCGCAUAAGAUCAUUUCAAAGAAUCACUUCAUCGCGGAUCUCAGUUUGGAGGAUUGGCCUAUUUUUACGGUAGGGCGGGGGUGAAAAAUCCAGUAGUACGCUAGUUGAAGUGACCCGUCAGAAUACCGGGAACAUUUUCAGUUGAAUGUAUCGCCCAUUUAACUCAAACAAAAUGAUGAAUUCGAUGGUCUUUGCUGAGGCUUUGUCAUCUUCGGGUGCCGCUAGGUUCCCAGUAGGAGCGCCAGCCUCUGGUGCUAGGGUGUCUAGUGCCCUACGGAACGAUUUGGGUUCCAACAUUCAUGCCUUGAAAACCCUUAACCUGCGAUUUCGAUGUUUCCUAGCUAAAGUUCAUGAAUUGGAGCGUAGAAACAAGUUGUUAGAAAAUCAACUACAGGACGCUUUAGAGCAAUCCCGCUACAGAGCCUACUUUAGCCGAGAACAAGCCACCCAAACGGGACAUUUGGACUUUUUUCUGGCUCGGCCACGGGUACCCGGUACGAUAUGGAGCUUUACCCAAACAAGGAGGUUUGGGGACCGAAUCGAGACUUUCCACAGCCCCGGGGUGUCAUGGAUGCAGCCGGAUGGUGUUGGAGUUCAAGUCGACACCGUCACCCCUGAACUGCGAGCCCUUUACAAUGUGUUGGCUAAAGUCAAACGAGAUAGAGAUGAGUACAGAAAAAAAUGGGAGGAGGAGCUGUCUAAGCGCCAGCAGCUGGAGGCCGUGGUGGAGACACUACAGGAGAGUGCCCAGGAGUCUGAAGUGGUUCAGGUGGAGCUCACUGAGAAGGUGGAGAGACUGAAGACAGAGCUGGUGGUCUUCAAGAGCCUCAUGACUGACAAUGAAAUGUCAGACUUGGACACUGCGAUCCAGAAGAAGGCCAUGAAGGUGGACAUGGACAUCUGCAGACGCAUUGACAUCACGGCCAAGCUUUGUGACGUGGCUCAGCAACGCAACUCAGAAGACAUGAGCAAGAUGUUCAACAUGAGCCCACACAUGAGCCCCUCCAGAGCACCCCCAGAGAGCAAAGGGGCUGCAUCUUGCAGGAGGAAAGAGCGUAAGGCUGUCUACGAGGAGAGGAGUCCUGAGAUUGAAACUGAGUCUGGUGGUGGAGAGGAGGAUGAAGAGGAGAAGGAGCAGGUCAUAGAGUCACUCAACAUCACAGACGAGAUGAAACGCAUGCUCAAUCAGUUAACUUGCUCAGAUGAUAAUUCCUUUGUCACCAGGAGAGAGACGUUUGACUUUGAUGACGACUGUGACAGCCUAACUUGGGAGGAGAAUGAGGAGACACUGCUCCUCUGGGAGGACUUUGCCAACUACAACACCCCCUGUGCUGCAGCCAGUGCUGCUGCAGCAGAAGGACAGGGGGAGGGCCCUGGGCAGGCCUCUCAGGAUGGCAGUUUGGGCAGCCUGAUCGACGAGACCGAGAUGCUCUUCCAGAACCGAGAGAAGGAGUACCAGGAGACCAUGGGUCAAAUAGAGUAUGAGUUGGCUACAGCUAAGAGUGAUAUGAACCGUCACCUACAAGAGUACAUGGAGAUGUGUUCUAUGAAGAGAGGCCUGGAUGUGCAGAUGGAGACCUGCAGGAGACUCAUCAAGGGCUCAGGGGGCACCGGCAGGAACUCUCCAUCGUUCAGCUCGGUAGCGAGCAGCGACUCAGGGAACAGUGAUGAGAUCCAGGAGGAGCUGGAGAAGGACGGAGAGGCAGUAGGAGGGGUCAGCUGAUAACUGACCCUUGACCCUCCGGCCCCUGGCUACCCCACCACCUGACCCAGAGAAGAUGAUGGAGGAAAUGCCUUUGUUCCUCAAUGCUGUGGUCCCCCUUUUCUUCAGCAGGUUUCCAGUUGAUCUAAGAGGAGCCCUGUGGAAUCUAUUGGUGCUUCACCGGUUUACCCACAUAAGGAUGAACUUGUAUUCCACAAUAAGGUGCAGUGUUGGUUCCUCCUCACUGCUCCUCAUUGGCCUACCACUGAUCAGAGGGGUCACCCCUACUAAACACAAGUAUCUCCACACACACUCAACUUACUGUACACCUAUGGUCAUUUUACUGUGUAUUCACCCCAGUAUUCAUCCUAACCAUGUUAAGAUAAAGGAAACCGGACAUAUUCAGCCAUUAGUGAUCUAGCAAAGCAUUCAGUGGUCCAUAUGAUAUAUUUAAGCAAUAAGGCCCGAGGGGAUGUGGAGUAUGGCCAAUUUAUUACGGUUAAGGGCUGUUCUUAAGCACGACACAACGUGGAGUUCCUGGAUACAGCCCUUAGCCGUGGUAUAUUGGC
Salvelinus namaycush (lake trout) is the source of this 2561-nucleotide messenger RNA. Its product is annotated as intermediate filament family orphan 2-like. Bases 436 to 2013 code for a protein of 525 amino acids. NCBI's taxonomy places the organism in Eukaryota, Metazoa, Chordata, Actinopteri, Salmoniformes, Salmonidae. The record is from RefSeq and is a predicted model, not a curated record. The transcript has 9 exons.